Messenger RNA from Symbiodinium necroappetens, 1974 nucleotides. The record is from the annotation of a GenBank genome assembly. NCBI's taxonomy places the organism in Eukaryota, Dinophyceae, Suessiales, Symbiodiniaceae.
AUGCGUCGACCUACCGUAGAUCGCAUAGCUCGUCAGUGCAAAUCCGUGGAGUUCGACCUUGCGCCGUGGCGGGGAGGGGGUAAGCACCGGGCCAUCGUAGCUAGUAUACCUUGGCGGGCCGGAUGGCUCUUUCAUCCCCGGGUCUUAAAGCCCUCCCGAGUCUCCCUUCCCGCUUUACGGCAAUCGUUGCAUGUCUGGGACGGCAAUGCACAAGAGCUGCAGCUACGUGUGAGCAAAACUCUGACGGAUGCGGGGCCUGACACCACACUGCACCAGCUGAACAAGCAAAUGCUUCAUAUCUGCGCACAGUUGCGCAUAGAACCUUCCUUGAGCAUAGACACUGUCGUAGUCUACGUGGGAUCAUCUCAGCCUGGAAAGCAUACCGUGUUCUUCAGCGUCGUAGUCGUGAGUUGCGUGCAGCCAGCCGACAAGCUCGGCGCCAGUGGUUCGAGAAUCAUAUUCUCACCGCAGAAGCGGCAGCCCAGAGGCAGGUACGACACUGUCAGGAUUCGGAAGGCCGAUGGCACCCUGCUAGGGCCGCGCGAGGAAUUCGAAGAGAUUCUCGCAUACUUUCGCGAUGCCUUUGAUGGCGAGGACAUAACAGUUGAAAGCACGUGUGUAGUGGCCGUAGCAGUCCGAGAACGGCUGACUGCCAUUGUUGGCCCGUAUGUUGCGCAGAGACCGCAGUUUGCUUACAUCCAGGGCAAGUCCAUCGAUGGCGCCAUAGCAAGGGUCCUAUCGCACUGCUCCAGCAUUCGUGCCAAACUGCAGCACGCCUGCUUAACCGUCCAUGAUAGGCGUGAGGGGCGCACAGUAAGUCGGUGUCUAGGAGGCGCCAUGCUCAGCCUCGACUUGAGCAGAGCUUUCGAUGAAGUCCCAAGACUUGCCCUUGAUGCCUCAUUGGCCCACGCGGGUGUUCCAGCAGACUUACGAGAGCUCAUCAUGCGGCUGCAUACACAAUGUCACUAUGCCGUCACCCACAAGGGUCAGCAUGGCCACUUUCCGAUGCGGAAAGGUGUCAGACAAGGGUGUGCCUUGAGUCCCUUGCUCUUCACUGUCUACACCUGUCACUUAUAUGAUGUUUUGGCCUCACGUACGUCUGCAUGCUGGGCAGCGCGUGCCAUCACUAUGUUCGCGGAUGACACCCACAUUUCGUGGGAUAUCGAUUCCACUGCCGAUUUACGUUUCCUUGUCAAGUGUAUCCAAAUCACAUUUCAGACCUUUGCUGAGUUUGGUAUGAGACUAAACCCUGACAAAUCAAAAUUUAUCUUGAAAAUCCGUGGUGGAGCAGCGCGUAAGUGGAUCAAAGCCCACACGCAGCGCACUGCCAAUGGACCGGUGCUCAAUCUGGGCACUCCGCACGCAGUCAGCGAUCCAGUGGCGCAGGUAGCCACGGAUCGUGAGGAGCUGCUGGGGCACUCGCCUCGCAGAAUGGAGAACGAGAAGGAGGAGGCAGCCCGAGCCGUUCAGGCUCGCGAGGAGAUGCGGCAGGUACUAGGUGCUAUCCCCCCGCCGAGCCUGAGCACCACUCCGGGACCAAGCGAAGGAGGCCUGGAGGACGACCAGGCCCCCACGCCGGAAGCUCGACAGCCCAAAUGGCAGAAACCAGCUUCCAAGGGGGGCAAAGGCGGCUCACAGGGUGGCUGGUACCAAGGCAGCUGGGGCCAGAAGCGCCAGUGGGAGCCGGCGGCUACGGCGAGUCUGGUGCUGGACCAGGCCACUCAGGAUGUAAUGCGGAGCAUGGUGAAGGUGGUGCUCCGGCACGAGGCAGAGAUCCAGCGGAUCAAGACCGAUGUCGGCUACAUGGUCUUCAUCGGCACGGUCACGACACCGUUGCGGCACGUCCUCUUUCUCUGCAUGCUGGAGACCCUGAAGACGAAGGCCGAGGAGGUGUUGCAAGACGAGGACCGCCUUCAGCGUUGCAUGAACGUGGAGUGGACGGUGCAGGGAGCCACGGCGCUCAACCCGGCCUGG